This is a messenger RNA of Culex pipiens pallens (northern house mosquito), 7195 nucleotides long. RefSeq names its product CAD protein (gene rudimentary). The record is from RefSeq and is a predicted model, not a curated record. Bases 269 to 6955 code for a protein of 2228 amino acids. The transcript has 8 exons. NCBI's taxonomy places the organism in Eukaryota, Metazoa, Arthropoda, Insecta, Diptera, Culicidae. Gene Ontology annotation, biological process: L-glutamine metabolic process; 'de novo' pyrimidine nucleobase biosynthetic process; UTP biosynthetic process. Gene Ontology annotation, cellular component: cytoplasm; cytosol. Gene Ontology annotation, molecular function: carbamoyl-phosphate synthase (glutamine-hydrolyzing) activity; metal ion binding; aspartate carbamoyltransferase activity.
AGGAAUCUCGUUUCAGUCCGAUCUCGGCUGUUGACGCGCUCGGAACUGUGUUUCAGGAAUCGACUCGCCGGUGACGCCCGUGCCACGUGUUUUUGUUAAAGUGUACGAUUUCGGUGUUUUUCGGGACGAUUUUGCGUGUUUUCGCGAUUGUAUCGUACGAGGCUCGUUUGGGUGCAUGUUUUAAGUGUGUUUGCAGUUUGAAAAAUUACAGGAUUUGGAGAGUUUUUGGAAUAUUUGCUGCCAGCUGGAAAUAACAAGCUCAAUCGAAAUGCCCGCCUCUCUCGUCCUCGAAGAUGGAACCAUCUUCCACGGGGACACGUUCGGUGCCGCCACCAAUUCGGACGGCGAGGUGGUCUUCCAGACGGGAAUGGUCGGCUACCCGGAGUCGAUGACCGACCCGUCGUACCACGGCCAGAUCCUGGUGCUGACUUACCCGUUGAUCGGGAACUACGGCAUUCCGGACGAGGAUCUGGACGAGCGUGGGAUGAUGUUGCACUUUGAGUCCAACAAUAAGAUCUGGACGUCGGGGCUGGUGGUUGGGGAGAUCUGCGAGGAACCGUCACAUUGGCGCAGCAAGCUGACUCUGUCGGAGUGGAUGAAGAAGCAUCGGGUGCCGGGGAUCAGCGGGAUUGACACGAGGGCCUUGACGAAGAAGAUUCGCGAGAAUGGAACGGUGCUGGGCAAGAUCGUCCAAGGUAUCCUCUCGAGUCCUUCCGGCAUUACGUUUAGCAAUCAGAACUUGCGCAACUUGGUUGCGGAGGUAUCGCUGUCGAAGCCAACCACGUACAACCCGUCCGGAAGUCCGAGGAUCUGCGCGAUCGACUGUGGUCUGAAGCUGAACCAGGUGCGUUGCUUCAUCAAGCGAGGAGCCCGCGUGGACGUAGUUCCGUGGAACGCCAAGUUGAACCCGGCGGACUUUGACGGGUUGUUCUUGAGCAACGGGCCCGGAGACCCGGUCAUGUGCAAGAUCACGGUUGACAACAUCCGCCAGCUGCUGCAGGAACCGGUUGUGAAGCCGAUCUUCGGUAUCUGUCUGGGUCAUCAGCUGCUGUCGACUGCGGCCGGAUGUCGAACCUUCAAGAUGAAGUACGGCAAUCGGGGUCACAACCUGCCGUGUAUCCAUAAGGGAACGAAAAGGUGUUUUAUGACCUCGCAGAACCAUGGGUUUGCUGUUGACGCCGAGAAGCUCCCGACGGGUUGGGAAGAGCUGUUCACCAACAUUAACGAUCAUACCAACGAAGGAAUUGUUCAUGAGGAGAAGCCGUACUUUAGUGUGCAGUUCCAUCCGGAGCAUACGGCGGGACCGGAAGAUCUGGAGGUGCUGUUUGACGUGUUUUUGGAUGCCGUGAAAGAGUACAAGUCAGGUGCAACUACAAAGACAUCGAUAAAGGAGAAGUUGAUUGAGAGCUUGCGGUACACGCCGAAGCGUCCGGUUGAUACCGCUAGACCGAAGAAGGUACUGAUCCUCGGGUCGGGUGGCUUGUCGAUCGGUCAAGCGGGAGAGUUUGACUAUUCCGGAUCGCAAGCGAUCAAGGCACUGAAGGAGGAGAAGAUCCAGACGGUGCUGAUCAACCCGAACAUUGCGACCGUGCAAACGUCCAAGGGUCUCGCCGAUAAGGUGUACUUCCUGCCGCUGACUCCGGAGUACGUUGAGCAGGUGAUCAAGGCGGAACGCCCGGGCGGGAUCCUGCUGACAUUCGGUGGUCAAACAGCUCUGAAUUGCGGUAUUGAGCUGGAAAAGGCUGGGAUCUUCCAAAAGUACGGUGUUAAGAUCAUGGGAACACCGAUCACUUCAAUCAUAGAGACCGAGGAUCGCAAGAUCUUCGCGGAUCGUGUGGCGGAAAUUGGCGAGAAGGUUGCUCCGUCAGCGGCGGUGUACUCGGUGCAGGAAGCGAUCGAGGCUGCGAACAAGAUCGGAUAUCCGGUGAUGGCGAGGGCGGCCUUUUCACUGGGAGGUCUUGGGUCGGGUUUCGCGAGCAACCAGGAUGAGUUAAAGGUUCUCGCCCAGCACGCCCUAGCACACUCCAACCAAUUGAUCAUCGACAAGUCGCUUAAGGGAUGGAAGGAAGUUGAGUACGAAGUGGUUCGGGAUGCUUACGACAACUGUAUCACGGUAUGUAACAUGGAGAACGUGGAUCCGCUGGGUAUCCAUACCGGAGAGAGCAUCGUAGUAGCACCGUCGCAAACGUUGUCCAACCGAGAGUACAACAUGCUGCGAUCGACCGCAAUCAAGGUCAUCCGACACUUUGGAGUGGUUGGUGAGUGUAACAUCCAGUACGCGUUGAACCCGUACUCGGAGGAGUACUACAUCAUCGAGGUGAACGCCAGGUUGUCCAGAAGUUCUGCCCUCGCCAGUAAGGCAACCGGUUACCCACUAGCUUACGUUGCGGCCAAACUUGCGCUAGCGAUCCCGCUGCCGGAGAUCAAGAACUCCGUCACAGGCGUCACAACCGCAUGCUUUGAGCCAAGCUUGGACUACUGCGUGGUGAAGAUGCCCCGCUGGGAUCUGUCCAAGUUCACGCGUGUCAGCAAGCACAUCGGCAGUUCGAUGAAGAGCGUUGGCGAGGUUAUGGCAAUCGGUCGUAAGUUUGAAGAGGCCUUCCAGAAAGCCCUUCGCAUGGUGGAUAACGUGAACGGGUUCGAUCCGUACCUGAAGGCGGUCAACGAGCACGAGUUGGUGCAGCCCACGGACAAGCGGAUGUUUGUGCUUGCAGCGGCACUCAAGGCGGGCUACACGGUGGAGAAGAUCUACGAACUGACACAGAUCGAUCGGUGGUUCCUGCGCAAAAUGAAGACGAUCAUCGACUUUACAAACCGAUUGGAGGAGCUGUCGGCGGUUCCUGGCAAAGCGAUGCUGCUGGAAGCGAAGAAGAUUGGCUUUUCGGACAAGCAAAUCGCCGGAUUGAUCAAUACUACCGAGCUGGUGGUGCGAAUGCAGCGGAAGGAGACUGGAGUGCUGCCGUUCGUGAAGCAGAUCGAUACGGUGGCGGGCGAGUGGCCGGCUUCGACGAAUUACCUGUACAUGACGUACAACGGCACCGAGAAUGACAUUGAAUUCCCGGGGCAGUACACGAUGGUGAUCGGAUCGGGGGUGUACCGGAUUGGCAGUUCGGUUGAGUUCGAUUGGUGUGCCGUUGGAUGUCUGCGGGAGUUGCGAAAUCUCGGCAGAAAGACGAUCAUGGUGAACUACAAUCCGGAAACGGUCAGUACCGAUUACGAUAUGUGUGAUCGGUUGUACUUCGAGGAGAUCUCAUUCGAGGUGGUGAUGGACAUCUAUGACGUGGAACAACCGGAAGGUAUCAUCCUGUCGAUGGGCGGUCAGCUACCGAACAACAUCGCCAUGGAUCUUCACCGACAGCAAGCGAGGAUCCUGGGAACGUCACCGGAAUCGGUAGACGGUGCCGAGAAUCGCUUCAAGUUCUCCCGAAUGCUCGAUCGCAAAGGAAUCCUUCAACCUCGCUGGAAGGAGCUUACCAACUUAGAGUCCGCGAUCGAGUUCUGCGAACAUGUCGGCUACCCCUGCCUGGUUCGACCUUCGUACGUGCUCUCUGGAGCUGCCAUGAACGUUGCCUACUCCAACCAAGACCUGGAAACCUACCUCAAGUUCGCUUCGGACGUUAGCAAGGAACACCCCGUUGUGAUCUCCAAGUUCCUCGUCGAAGCCAAAGAGAUCGACGUAGAUGCAGUCGCCGCCGACGGUGAGAUCCUGUGCAUGGCCGUCUCCGAACACGUGGAAAACGCCGGAGUCCACUCCGGAGACGCCACUCUGGUAACUCCUCCCCAAGACAUCAACCAAGAAACGCUGGAGCGCAUCAAGGAGAUCGUCCGGCACAUUGCGGCCCUGCUGGACGUUACCGGACCCUUCAACAUGCAGCUGAUCGCGAAGAACAACGAACUGAAGGUGAUCGAGUGUAACGUGCGCGUGUCGCGAUCUUUCCCUUUCGUGUCAAAGACCCUCAACCACGACUUUGUCGCGAUGGCAACGCGCGUGAUCGUGGGGCUCAGUGUGGAACCGGUCGAUGUGCUGGCGGGCUGUGGGAAGGUCGGCGUAAAGGUGCCGCAGUUUAGCUUUGCGCGGCUGGCCGGGGCGGAUGUUAUGCUGGGCGUUGAGAUGGCAUCGACUGGGGAGGUCGCCUGCUUCGGGGACAACCGGUACGAGGCGUACCUGAAGGCGAUGAUGUCGACCGGGUUCCAGAUCCCGAAGCGGGCGAUUCUGCUCAGUAUUGGAAGCUUUAAGCACAAAAUGGAACUGCUACCGAGCAUCCGUAUCCUGCACAAGAUGGGCUACAAGCUGUACGCGUCGAUGGGAACCGGCGACUUCUACUCGGAGCAUGGAGUUGACGUGGAGUGUGUCCAGUGGACGUUCGAUGCGGCCCUUUCCGGAGGGGACGAGAACGGUGGAGCUGGAGAGUUACGUCACCUGGCAGAGUUCCUGGCGAACAAGCAGUUCGAUAUGGUGAUCAAUCUGCCAAUGCGUGGCGGAGGAGCGCGUAGGGUCAGUUCGUUCAUGACCCACGGGUACAGGACGAGAAGAUUGGCCGUCGACUACUCGAUCCCACUCGUAACGGACGUCAAGUGCACCAAACUGCUGGUGGAAGCCAUGAGCCGCAUCGGACGGGCCCCCGUCAUGAAGACCCACACCGACUGUAUGUCUUCGCGGGCCAUGGUCAAACUACCCGGCUUCAUCGACGUCCACGUACAUCUGCGCGAACCCGGAGCCACCUACAAGGAGGACUUCGAUUCCGGGACGGCCGCCGCGUUGGCGGGUGGCGUUACGAUGAUCUGCGCGAUGCCGAAUACGACACCGCCGAUCGUUGAUCGUGCAGCGUUCGAGCUGGUUCAGGAGUUGGCCCAGAAGGGGGCUCGCUGUGAUUACGCGCUGUUUGUGGGGGCGUCUUCUACUAAUUAUGGUACGAUUGGGGAGUUGGCACCGCAUGCGGCCGCGUUGAAGAUGUACCUGAAUGAGACGUUUACGACGCUGAAGUUGACGGACAUGAUCGUGUGGCAGAAGCACUUGUCGAAUUGGCCUAAGCGGGCGCCACUUUGCGUUCAUGCGGAACGGCAGUCGACGGCGGCGGUGAUUUUGCUGGCGUCGUUGGUUGAUCGACCGAUUCACAUCUGUCACGUGGCGCGGAAGGAGGAGAUCAUGAUUAUUAAGGCGGCGAAGGAGAAGGGAAUCAAGAUCACGUGUGAGGUUUGUCCGCACCAUCUGUUUCUUUCUACGGCGGAUCUUGACCGGAUUGGGCAUGGAAAAGGUGAAGUCAGGCCGGUUCUGUGCAGUCCUGAGGAUCAGCAAGCCCUCUGGGACAAUCUGGACGUGAUCGACGUGUUUGCUACGGAUCAUGCGCCGCAUACCAAGCAGGAGAAGGAGUCGGAGAAUCCUCCGCCUGGGUUCCCGGGAUUGGAGACUAUUUUACCCCUGCUGUUGACCGCCGUCAACGAGGGUCGCCUCUCGCUGGAGGACCUCAUCGCCAAGUUCUACAAGAACCCCAAGCGGAUUUUUGGGCUCCCGGAACAACCGAACACCUACGUGGAGGUUGACUUCAACGAAGAGUGGACCAUCCCGGAGUCCCCGCCGCACUCCAAAGCACGCUGGACGCCGUUUGCCGGCAUGAAGGUAAAGGGGCGCGUCCACCGGGUAGUUCUGCGCGGUGAAACCGCGUUUGUGGACGGGGUCGUUCUCGCUAAUCCUGGCUAUGGACAGAACGUCCGCGAGUGGCACAUCAAGAAACCGACGGUGGCGCCGUCCGUCGAGAAGAUCAACGGAUCGCUGGACGGGCUGGACCUGCUGACGCUGAGUAAGACAUUGCCGGAUACGAUCCGCCACGAUUUCUGGGAAAAUGACGGCCACACCAACGACGUGUUCUCGAAGUUGCUCGCCGGCAACGAGUCCAAACAACUCGGAGUUCACUUUGGGGAAGCUCCUCAAAACCAUCCAACUUCUCCUCUUCCCCGUAUCCGGUGCGACUCCACCAGCAACUACGGCAAGGACGUCCUCCUUCCGGCCGCUAGCCUCACUCCGAAGGAGCGAACGCUGGCUGGCAAGCACGUGCUCAGCGUUUCGAUGUUCAGCAAGGAGCAGCUCAACGAGAUCUUCAAUGUGGCACAAACGAUGCGUGCUCGCGUUACGAAAGAUCGUCCGUUGGACGACCUGCUGCGAGGCAAGAUCAUGGCGUCCGUUUUCUACGAGGUCAGCACGCGGACCAGCUGCAGCUUCGCGGCGGCAAUGCAACGUCUCGGAGGUCGCGUAAUCUACAUGGACGAAACGAGCUCCUCCGUCAAGAAGGGCGAAACGCUCGAAGACAGCAUCCUCGUGAUGGCAGGCUACUCGGACGUGGUGGUGCUGCGACAUCCGGAACCGGGUGCGGUCUCGAAGGCGGCCCACCACUGCCGAAAGCCGCUGAUCAACGCCGGCGACGGAAUCGGGGAACAUCCCACGCAAGCCCUGCUGGACAUCUUCACCAUCAGGGAGGAAAUCGGAACGGUCAACGGACUGACCAUUACCAUGGUGGGAGAUUUGAAGCAUGGCCGGACGGUGCACUCGUUGGCGCGUCUGUUGACGCUGUACAACGUUAACGUGCGGUACGUCAGCCCGAAGAGUUUGGGCAUGCCGGAGAAGAUUACGAAGCUGGUCGAGGCGAAGGGGAUCUCGCAGAAGAUUUACGACAACUUGGAAGACGCUAUUGCUGAGACAGAUGUCCUGUACAUGACUCGCAUCCAGAAGGAACGCUUUGACUCUGAGGAAGAGUACAAAAAGUGCUGCGGCCAACUCGUCCUCACCCCGCAGCUGAUGACCCGCGCCAAACGCCGCAUGAUCGUGAUGCACCCCCUUCCGCGAGUGUUCGAAAUCAGCAAGGAGAUCGACAUCGACCCACGGGCGGCGUACUUCCGUCAGGCCGAGUACGGCAUGUACAUCCGGAUGGCGCUGCUCGCGAUGGUUCUGGGCAAAUGCUGAGCCGGAAUUUCGGAUUGGAAUGAAUCAUAAAACUUUUUUUUUUUGCUAACAACUUUAAUAGUGAUCAACCAUUUGAUGGUUCUAUCUUAGACACAUUUGCCAUAUUGUAGUAAAAACACAUUUAUCCUAAAGCGGUAAAAUACAGUUUGUUUUUAUCUUAAGUCUUAAACUAAAUACAUAUAAAUAAAAGAUUCACUCCCUAAUACAGUCAUUAAUAGCAACCCACAGCUAUUCAACAAA